Molecule: messenger RNA, 2021 nt
Organism: Etheostoma cragini (Arkansas darter)
Lineage: Eukaryota; Metazoa; Chordata; Actinopteri; Perciformes; Percidae
Gene: f2rl1.2
Product: coagulation factor II (thrombin) receptor-like 1, tandem duplicate 2
Exons: 2
Coding region: 179-1345 (388 amino acids)
Biological process (GO): positive regulation of Rho protein signal transduction; phospholipase C-activating G protein-coupled receptor signaling pathway; thrombin-activated receptor signaling pathway
Cellular component (GO): membrane
Molecular function (GO): thrombin-activated receptor activity
Source: RefSeq, a predicted model, not a curated record
CUCUGAAGGGACACAGACCGGAGUAAACCGGGCACGUAGGCGGGUCCCCGAUGACGGCACAAACAGGUAGUCUCGGGGUGUGUCCCUCAAGCUUUCAGGUGUUUACCGACAUAUAAAAAGUUGUUGGAGGCAUUCUGCAGAAGAGGUCUAACGCCGGGAGCGUUUGAAGGACACAGACAUGGAUUUAACUCGGUUAUUGUCGCUGCUCAUUUUUAUUUUCUGCUGCUUUUCUGCUUCUCAUGCUAACGCUACAGGUAAAGGACGGGGAUUCGUUGCGUAUAAGGACCCUCUAAACUCAGACCAGUAUGUUGUGGACCAGGCAACAUCUGACACACUGAAGAGCAGUCUCACCACAGUCUUCCUCCCGAUCGUCUACAUCAUCGUGUUUGCAUUGGGACUUCCUGCCAACGGCAUGGCCAUCUGGGUGUUCCUCUUCCGAACCAAGAAGAAGCACCCGUCGUCCAUCUACAUGGCCAACCUAGCUCUGGCUGAUCUGCUUUAUGUCAUUUGGAUACCUUUUAAAAUAUCCUACCAUUUAAAUGGCAACAACUGGAUCUACGGAGAGCCGCUGUGCAAAGUCCUUAUGGGCUUCUUCUAUGGAAACAUGUAUAGCUCCGUUCUUUUCAUUGCCUGCCUGAGUGUGCAGAGGUACUGGGUGGUGGCUCACCCUCUGUCCCAACAGAGAAAGAACAACAAAGUGGCUGUGGGUGUCUGCGUGGCCAUCUGGUCUUUCAUCUGGCUCACCACCACGCCUCUGUACUUGUAUGACCACACCGUCAAACUCAAAGACCCCAACGUCACAACCUGCCACGAUGUCAACAUCAUAAAGGACCCACUGAAUCCAUUCCCUUCUGUGCAGCUCCCGUACUUCUACUUCAUCGUCAUGGGUCUGGUGGUGUUCCUCGUGCCCUGCGUAGUGAUCAUUGUGGCCUACGUUCUGUUACUCAGGGCUCUGGGGAACGGCUUGGAGAACAGCACUGCCGGAAAGAACCGCCGGAAAGCCGUGCUGCUGAUUGUGAUCGUUCUGGUGACUUUUCUAGUGUGCUUCAUCCCCAGUAACAUCAUGCUGGUGAUGCACUACUCUCUACUAAAAGAUGGAGUGAUAGAUAAUGGUUACGGCUUUUACAUCUCCACAUUAUGCCUGGCCAGCCUCAACAGCUGCCUGGACCCGUUUAUCUACUACUUUGUGUCGGAGGACUUCAGGAACCACGUAAAGAACACGCUGCUGUGCAGGAGCAGCAGGACUGUAGAGAGGAUGAGGGUUUCAUUCAGCUCCAUGAAAUACUCCAGGAAGAGCAAGACGUACACGUCGAGUAGUGGCAACACGCAGAGCAGCUCCUGUUAGAGACAAGAUCAGUAAAGGGGAGCAACAACAAAAAGAACUCCUAAUACCAUAUCCGGCCUGUGCUUGCUCUGGUUUACUGAAAAUGUGGCAACGCACUCACGUUGUGGCACUGAGACACAGUACAUAGGUCGGUAAUAAUGGACAAACGGCCAAUCAGUCAGCCAGGUGACCUCAGCACAUCAUAUAACCAAAGUUGAACUGUAAAUGUGAAGAUUACUGUGCAGGAAUGAGAGCCGGAGAACAUUUUAAAAUGAAUAUGACUUCAUCAUGAACUGUUAAGUGUCCAUGUGUGAAACAUGACUGUGUUUUAUUUUUCUGAUAAACAUGGAGAGAAUGCCUCUUAAAGACUGCCUUUGAUUUCUCUUGGCUGCACAAAAUGUUGUCUUUUACCCAAGAAUGUGACUAGUUGGUUCACUGCACUCCAGAUCAUUAAAAGCAAUGAACGUCCAUAUGAAAAGAACAAAACUAGCGUGAUGUGUUCAGAGGAAGGACACAAAAACAACAACAAAAUAUGUGUAGCUUUUGUCAAAACAACACACCCUUCUUAAUGUCUACUUGUGUUUUUAGACUAUCCUGUUUUUUGCCGUCCUUUUCAAGUGUUGACAUAGUUUUGAGUGAUGAGGAAAAAAGGUGUCCCUGUUACAUAGUUUCUUAAAUAAAUAAUAACAAAACAAGA